AUGGCGACGCCAGGCAGCAGGCCUACUGGUAGGCGGGCGGUCCGCCCUCCUGGAAAAUCCCAGGGAAAAGGAGAAAACUUAAGGAUUGGCAAGCAAACUAAUCAGAAGGGAAGUAAAACCAAGCUUUGUCGGUUCAUUGAGCAUGGAAAAAAGUGUCCAUAUGGCGAGGAUUGCACGUACUCUCAUGAUACCUCGAGUAUCAGAAAAGACCAAGUCAAGAGAUCAUCGGAUUCGCCCAAAGAACAGCAAGAAAGAGCAUACUACAAUUCUUGGAAGCGAAUUAUCAAGUAUCCUCCAAAACAAAAUGAUAUUGCUACAAUAAAACGCCUAUGGACUGGAGCUUUAGACAUCUUGAACGGCUUUGAUCGGAACUGGAAACAGAUGCUCCCACGAGACCUUGACUCGGAUGAUAAUCUUGGCCGUGAGCAUAUCCACACCCUCCUUAGCAUGAAGUCUUAUGGUACCGGAUACCAAACAUUUGUGGAACUUUCACAGCCAUUCCUUUCAGUGAUUACACAUCCGGCCAUGCUGGACUGUCUCUCGAUCGACACCGCAGUUGGAGGGCUAUAUAAUUUCAUCAGUGGGACUAACGGCCAAAGAGCAAUCGAGUUCUUUACGCGCCUUUGCAGCAAUCUUACAAACGCAUAUGGUCAAUCAGUGAUCUCGAUAUCUGUGGCUGAGGAUACACUCACAGUCAUGGGAGUUGCAUUACAGGAGCUCUUGAAGAGAGAACAACGAGCAGUAUAUCAUGACGAGCUGCCAGAAUUAGUCAACUCCUUGGAGAAGGCUGCUAAUGCCCUUGGUCUUGACACAAAGCCGAUUAUAUUUCAGGCCAGUGUUGCGGAGAUUAAAGCUAGGGUUGGCCGUGCGACUGGUUUGCUAAAAGUCAAAGAGAUUGAUCAUCCUGCUACGAUUGAUGGGAUCUCAACUACAGUCGUCAAGUCUUCAUAUCCACGUCCGGUUGUUGUGCCAGGAACUCGGCAUGAUAAUGACCACGUUGACAUUACCAAGAUCAGGAUUAUGCCAACUGAUAAAGAAAUUUGCUGUGAUCUACCAGAUUAUUUACCAACAACUGAUCGUGACCAGCCUUCGUUUAUCACGGACGCUACUGGACGUCACAUCGAUACUUUGUUUCGCCUCCUUCGGCACGAUAUUUUUGGGGAACUAAAAUAUGCCCUUGGGAUAUUGGUGCGCGCCAUGACUGAAGACGAGAACUUACAGAGGAACUGGAAACUCCCUAUUGGAGACAUUCGAGCAUACACAUACCCCAAUGCACACGUUAGAUAUAUUUCGUUCGAACGAAAAAUAGGCAUUGAAGCUCAAGUAUCGUUCAGCCAACUUCCUGCUCUUCGAAAGAAGACACCUGAUGAGAGAUUCACAAAUCACAAAGAGGACUUUAACUUGAGUAUGAACGAGUAUAAUGCUACGAUUACCACAAAACUGGUCACCCGUGCCCAGGCGGAAUAUGCUUUGUUAACAGAAUUAAGCUGCCGGGGUACAAAUGGAGUUUUGGUUGAAUUCCCGGGGGUACUUCUCGCCACGUUCAUGCCUAUCCUAAAGAGUCUCCAGGCUAUGCAAACCUCUAGUUAUCUACCAUUCUCUCAGUGGAUACUGCCUGAACGGACUACCACCCCUGAAGAGCCAGCACAAAUCCCCCAACCAGGUUAUGCUCGGGAUCAAAACUACUUUUUCCCAUUAGACUCUAUUCUCAAGAAGAAAGGUGAUCGGUUGUCCUUUAUGCCCUCUACUUUCCAUAGGGACACAACCAUUAUUCAAGAGCUUGAAAUGCGGACUACUCUUGACAGUGGACAAUGUCAAGCACUCGCAGCGGCUUUGACGAGAGAGUACGCUUUUAUACAAGGACCCCCCGGUACGGGAAAAUCGUACAUUGGUAUCCAUCUUAUGAAGGUUCUUCUAGCAUGCAAGGAGAAAUCAAAAUUGGGUCCCAUAAUAGUUGUAUGUUACACUAACCAUGCCUUGGAUCAAUUCCUCGAGGAGCUGGUAAAGGUGGGUGUAAAAAAGAUUAUUCGGAUUGGAGGUCAAAGCAAGUCUAAAAUAUUGGAAGGGCAUAAUUUACGCCUCGUGUCAAAGGGUGAAGGAAAGACAGGGAACGAACUGUUUUUAAUUGCUAAAACGUAUAGGGCUCUUGAGAAUAACGAGCCUAUUAUUUCGAGUUUACUCCGCUCUCUGCGCGUCCUGAGAAAGGAACCGAGCUGGAAGACUCUUAAGGGCCACAUUGAACAGACAUACCCCCGGAUAUUUAAAAAGUUUGCUCGACUCGACAAGGACGAGUUCGAACUCGUGGGGAAAGAGCCAUUUGAUGUCUGGAGUCAAAAGGCAGCACCGAAAGCACUUAGAGAACAAUUCUCGGCAGACGAAGAAGCUAUCAUCCUCCAAAGCCUUGAAAGCGCCGUUAACGAAAACAUAUUCGAUCUGUCAAUUCCCGAGAGACGGCUUUUGAUUGAGUUUUGGGCUCGAGAAGUGUAUGAAACCAAUCGCGAUCAGCUAUUUGAACUUGUGAAUGAAUGCUGUGAACUUCAUGAACGGCUAGAUAAGAUACACGACGAGUCCGACAGAAGAGUGCUGGAGAAUGCAGAUGUCAUAGGUGUUACUACGACGGGGCUUGCGAAAAGAAUUUCGGUACUUCGACACUUACGAAGCAAAGUAAUCAUCUGCGAGGAAGCUGGAGAGGUUAUGGAGCCGCAUAUGGUGUCAGCCUUACUGCCUAAUGUCGAGCAUUUCAUUCAAAUAGGAGACCAUCAGCAGUUACGCCCUCAGAUCAACAAUUACAAAUUAUCUCUUGAAAGCAAACAAGGUGGAGCCUACCAGCUUGACCGGAGCCAGUUUGAACGACUCUCUGUGGGAGAACCGGGGCGCGUUCCCUUUCCGGUGGCGCAGCUUGAUACCCAAAGACGAAUGCGCCCUGAAAUCUCUAGUUUGAUCAGGAUGACCCUCUAUCCUCGCCUUGUUGAUCAUCCAUCUACAAUGACGUUUCCAGAUGUCUUUGGGAUGCGGAAUAAUGUAUUCUGGCUUGACCAUGAGAAUAUGGAAAAUUCACCAAGUUUAGACCGACAUCAGAAGUCAUACAGCAACGACUGGGAGGUAGACAUGACCCAAUCUCUUGUCCGUCACAUCGUUCGGCAAGGUGUCUAUGAUAGCAAAGAUAUUGCUGUGUUAACACCAUAUACAGGCCAACUGCAGAAGCUGCGAAUAAAAUUGCGGAAUGACUUUGAAAUUGUUUUGAGUGAUCGGGAUCUAGAGACACUUGCCAAGGACGGGUUUGACGAAAAGACAAGCACUCCUACUGAAGAUGACCAGAAAGAUGUUGCAAAACGCCAACAGACGUUCGUUGAGAAGAAAAAACUCAGCGAGUUCCUGCGGGUUGCAACGGUCGACAAUUUCCAAGGAGAGGAGAGCAAGAUUGUCAUCAUUUCCCUAGUCCGAAGCAACAAGGAGAAGAAAGUUGGGUUUCUGAGAACAACUAACCGCAUCAAUGUUCUCCUUAGCCGGGCUCAACAUGGCAUGUAUUUGAUUGGGAAUGCAGACACUUACUCGAACAUACCAAUGUGGGCAAAAGUGAUAGGCAUGCUAGAAGCUAAUCACUCGGUUGGAAAGCGAAUUGGGCUCUGUUGCCCUCGACAUAUGUAUACAGUGAUGCAAGUUUCCGAGCCGCUAGAUUUUGAAAAGCUCAGCCCAGAGGGGGGAUGUCAAUUACCCUGUGAUAGACGUUUAGCCAUCUGCGGGCAUAAGUGCUUGGCCCGAUGCCACUCAGAUACCAUGCACCAAGUGUUUCAAUGCCCACAGCCUUGCCAGCGACUACACUCUCCUUGCAACCACGGCUGCCAAAAACAGACCUGCGGAGAAGAUUGUGGACGCUGCAUGAUAAGGAUUAACAAUGUCCUUCUUCCAUGCGGGCACUCUAAAGAUGGUGUUUCUUGCUACCGGACACAAGACGUUGGAAGCAUUCAGUGCAGCACCAGGGUCCAAAAACAAGUAGCUGGAUGCAAUCAUGUUGUGGAAGUUCCAUGUUUUCGAGAUGUUUCUUCCAAAGCUUUCCUAUGCCCCACAGCAUGUGAAGCAUCACUGCUUUGUGGUCAUCGCUGCCCAGGGAGCUGCGGCAAAUGCCACAACAACGAGCACCAGAAAUGCAAGAAAAUAUGUGGUAGAAGGUUCGGAACUUGCAACCAUACAUGUCCUAGAACUUGUCAUGAUGGUACUGAUUGUGGCCCAUGUUUGGCUCCCUGUGAGGUUAAAUGCUCUCAUUCUCAAUGCACUCUACGUUGCCACGAACCUUGUGCUCCUUGUAUUGAGAGCUGUACCUGGUCGUGCGAACACCAAGGAACAUGCGAGAUGCCAUGUGCCGCUCCCUGUGAUCGUCUUCCCUGCAACGAACGCUGCUCGAAGGAUCUCUCAUGCGGCCAUCAAUGCCCGGGAAUCUGUGGUGAAGAUUGUGCUGAAGGCUAUUGCCAAAAGUGUUCAACUAAGCUUGAUGCACGGGUAGACUUUGUCGAAAUGAAAUCAUACGAAGAAAUUGACGUUAGUGAGACCCCUAUAGUUGUCCUUGGAUGCGGCCAUUUCUUCACAACCGAAUCUGUUGACUGCCUGAUGAAUAUGGGAGAGGUCUAUAAAAUCGACGCAAAUGGGGAAUUCACUGGAUUGAAAGAUAUAUCCACGAAUCUGGCUCAGUCCACGCCUUUCUGUCCAGACUGCAAAUGCCCAGUGAGACAGUUUGCUACGCAAAGGUAUAAUCGGGUCGUUAAUCGGGCAGUUAUCGAUGAGAUGUCGAAACGCUUCCUUUCAAGUGGGAAGGACGGCCUCCAAGAACUAGAACGGCAAAUUGAUAAAUUGGAGAAUUGGCAACGAAAAACCAGAGAGAACGUGAUGAAGACCUAUAAAGACAAAGACCAUUAUGAGCAAGUAUCUCCCCGCGCUACGGCAGUUUCUACUGUCACCAAGUUACUGCAUGAAGGAUAUGAGAAGUCUAGGGCUCUCAAUGCAGCAGUUCGGAAAUUCUGUAUAAAUUUUGCAGACAAAUGUCAGCCCGCGCAGAAGCUUCAUGAAGCUAUCGUGCAUGCGGCGCGAAAAGCUGCUAUAUCCAAGUUACCCCCUGAUACCCUGUUAGCGAAUCUGAGAAUAUCCGAUGAAGCGGCUGCCCCAACCGUCUCUCGUGAUAGUCAGAUUACUAUGGGCGGCCGAAUGGCCCUGAUCAAGGCAGAUUUCCUUAUCAUUGAUGAUAAAUUUUUCGUCUCAAAGGUCUUGAAAUCGACAAAUCUCGACAUUAAGCCUCUUGGUAAAACUCCGGAUAAACUUGCAAUACUUUUCUUCCGCAACUGUGAAAAGUUUAUCACCGAGUGCGACGCUCAAAACCUCCCAAAAUUAGCUGUUGAAGCAUCAGUCUUGUUUGCUAGCCUUUCACGUUCGUUCGAGGACGACUGCCGCUCCAGCAGGAUUAACCUUGACACUGCUAAAGGGGUUAUAGAGACGGCGAAGGGACUGCUUGAAAAAGCCCUUGAGACCUGCCAACGGCCCUUUUACAACGUCGAAGGCCUGCGUGUUGUAGUCGAGCAGUCCAUAAAUUCUAUGAAGAGAGAAUGGUAUGAAGAAGUCACCUCAGUUGAGAAAGAAGCAAUCAAGGCCGCAAUGCUUAGUGGCCCCAGGGGAAUUGCAACUCACUCUGGUCAUUGGUACAACUGUUCAAACGGGCAUCCUUUUGUAAUUGGAGAAUGCGGAAUGCCAAUGGAACUCGCUCGUUGUCCUGAGUGCGGUGCGUCGAUCGGAGGACGUCACCACACUGCUGUACAGGGAGUGACUCGGGCAACUGAAAUGGAGGAUUGA
Messenger RNA from Nannizzia gypsea CBS 118893, 5835 nucleotides. Its product is annotated as NFX1-type zinc finger-containing protein 1. Lineage: Eukaryota; Fungi; Ascomycota; Eurotiomycetes; Onygenales; Arthrodermataceae. The transcript has 5 exons. Gene Ontology annotation, molecular function: zinc ion binding; helicase activity. Gene Ontology annotation, biological process: regulatory ncRNA-mediated heterochromatin formation. Gene Ontology annotation, cellular component: nuclear RNA-directed RNA polymerase complex; nucleus. Bases 1 to 5835 code for a protein of 1944 amino acids. The record is from RefSeq and is a predicted model, not a curated record.